Messenger RNA from Menidia menidia (Atlantic silverside), 4847 nucleotides. The record is from the annotation of a GenBank genome assembly. Lineage: Eukaryota; Metazoa; Chordata; Actinopteri; Atheriniformes; Atherinopsidae.
ACGUGGCCUUGAAACUGCAUGGGGUAGGACUCUUCUAUUUUAUUUCUUUAUCCAAUGAAAAUGGAGUUAUGUUCAGGGCAUCUUAGCACUUAUUCAAAAUCCAUUCUAACUUAAGUUAAAGUGUGAGGUGACUGCUUUUUCUUAUUUUUCUUUUGUUUGUUUUUACUGUUCUUUUUAAAAGCUGUUCUGUUCCUUCACUCUGUUCAAAUUGGUUUGUAACUUUGUGGCCAUCAAUCCUCCUACCAUGAGAAAUGGGUGUUGACAUAUUUUGGGGUGUUUUCUAACUUCUCUGAGUAGUGUCUGUGCGUUUUCUCCCCACAAUCAAAGGAAAGGGCAUUCUUCAAGUGUGUGUACAAAAAGAUAAUAGCUGGUAUCAGAGUGAAAGAAAGAUUUUAAUUAAAACUCUCACUCCUUAGGAUAAGGUUAGCCUGUGAGCUGCCUCCAUCUCAUAAGAAGAUAAAGGGCACACACUGCAUAGAAAACACAUGUUGUUGUCAAAUAAAACUGGCUAACCUGUCAGAUGAGUCAUGCCCAUUCAGGAAACAACCUUAAAAUAACAUACUGGAAGUGAUAUCAUGGUGAUAAAAUAGUAUCUAGUCAAAGAUAAGAUAGCAAUGCAGUAACCUCCCAUCUGGUGGCACAAAAAGUUACAUAGCAGGACAACCAGGUCUCCAUUUCAGUUGGAUACAACCUCAAACAAAGAACAAUACACAGUAAAACGUAGCAUUAUGUAUUCAAGCCACCUUUAAGGACAACAACGUUAAGUAAUCUUUUUGUUUUGUUUUUUAAUUCUCUUGGUCUCUAACAUCAUUGUGGAGGUAUUCUUUGUCCCCUGCAUGUUCUCUUUAAUGUUGCUACUAUUUCCUCUCACAAUCCCAUCACAUGAUUUCAAACAGAGCAUGGUCUGGACUUUCCUGGACCAUUUCAAAGCUUUGAAACUUCUGUUUUUCAGGCAUUCCGUUGUAGAUUUGUUGCUUCAGCUAAGCUUUAAAUGGCCUGAGAUUCAACUUUCUGCACUUUGACUUAGUUUUGUUGAAAUAUGAUAUGAUGGAAAAUGAUUUUUAUGAUGUGCUGACAGAUUCAAACAGCAUCUAAAAGGAUGUGCAGUUUUCACAUGUUGGAGUUCUGCUGAAGUCCCGCACAUUGUUUCUGCUUCAGAAGAUACUUUAUGUGCUGUGAGAUUUGCUGACUCGAUGUUCUUCACUGCUUUCAGCUCCUGUUUCCACAUCCCUGCUUCACACCUUUACCUGCCAGAAUGUAUCAUUCAUAUCAUCUGUGAAGUCAGGUGGAUUUGUUUCCAUGAAUCUGAGCGCGUUUCUGAGUCACACCACUGAUAGCUGAACUGUAAAUGGAAAGUGGCUGCUUUACCGCAGCUGAAACACUUUGAGGAGGGAAGUGCAGCGUGUACAGGAGAAGGGCUGUUUGCUUGGUGCAAUGCUGCUGUGCAAUGUUUGCAGAGGGGGAAUCGCUGGGGAUAAAAGGGGGAGGCAGUAUGUUCUAUCAGCGCUUCAUGCAUAAGCAGUAGACAUUACUCAAGAAUUAAGUCUCAGCCGUGUUGCUCACCACGAAAAUAAAUCAGGGAGUAUUCUUCUGUGUUUUAAUGAACAAAGAGCUGUGCGGGAACUUGCUCCUUAUUGCAAAUUGGCUGAAAAACCUGCCUAAACUCAAAGCAUGAAAAAUGUAUCUGCUAUAAUGACACCAAUUAUAAAGUCGAGUUAUUUACAAAAACAUUGCAGGGACUUACAGUAAUUAUGCGACACACCACAGCCAAUGGUAUUACAGAUUGCUGUGUUGAAAAAGAGCAUCAUUCAGAGUAAUAAUCACUUUCUACUUGUGGGCUUAACUGUACUUUUCAAGUAGAUUAGUUCAUAUUAGCAAGUUUCUGACACCAAACAAUGUCCAUGAAGUUCGUCCAUGCCCUGGCUCACUCAUUCUUUUAACUUUCUUACAGUCACUUUGACCCGAUCAUAGUAUGUGACACUCUUUGUUUCACAGUUUUUAUUAGCCAGGAAUAGGCGAGUGUGCAACCUUCUUGGAAAGGAAGUAAAUCUAGGUUAUCAUGACCCAAUAUGAAGUACCACUUUGGUUUCUGUAAAGUGCCAAAGGGAGGCAAAGACAAUUUAUCCCAGUUUUUAUCUGAUGUUUCCCCCAAAAUCAUUGCUAAGCCUGCUAUAACAUUGUCAGUCUUUAUACUUGUGUCCCUCCUCUAAAUAAGAGGGGAAGACUUCUUUCUUUGAAGGGGGUUAAUCUCUUAAUCUAACAAUCUUUCCAGUUUGGUCCCUUUAUCUUUCUAAAAAGAAACUGUCAGCAUUAUCUCAAGCAUGCUGAUCAAAGCUUUUGAUCCUCUAUAUUAGCAGAUUGAAUUAAAUCCAUUUGUAACCUCUCCCUGUGUUUAAAUGUACUACAGAAUCUUUAAAGAAAAAGAAAAUAAUAUUACCACCCAUCUGCCUGCCCAUCCACACAUCCAUUUUUUUAUCAAGACAGGCUAUAUAAACUUAUCGAUGACUGCAAAGCGGAAUUUGGAAUUUUGGGUUGUAGAGCAAAGAUUCCCAUGCAUGUAACUUAGUCACAAGAUUGAGACAUAUUGUAAUGUGAAGUCUGAUAAAGCAAAAAUGUUUUCCAAUAAAGCUAAAUUUGCAGCUCUCACAGUGAUAAAAAGAGCUGUUCUUAACACUUGAUCCCAGAUGUUGGAGGUGCUACUUUUGACAUGUGCCAUUGAUUGCAACUCCAAAAUGACUUCAUCUAACUGAUUUGACUAUUUACAAAAUACAUCAGAGAGUUGUAAAGCUUAAUGUGUGACGUGUUGAAAAUCGGGCAUUCCCACCCUGCUGUAGAGGAUCAGCUCUGCAUAAGCUGGUAGAAAAAGUAAAUAAAAAAAACACCUUGUACCAGCAUGUACCACUGAGAGCAUGUGGGUGAGGCUGAUCUUUGCCAAGUUUUACACUGAGUGUCUUUUUCUCCGUCAGGAUUUAGAGCGCUCACACACUCACUCACCUGUCUUGCAUGAUAUGCUUGGGUUGUGAUAAAACCUCUGACAGACACAAUUUUAUUACAGAAUUUAUACAUAAGCCUUUUGCUUUAGACUGGAAUUGCAAUGGCUUCAAGGAAGGAAAGCUGUGGGCUUGACAAUCUUGCAUUUGAUCAUUACCUGACAGCAUUCGGUGGAAUAAUCUCCAUCCCCCUUAUUCUCGCGGAGGGGCUGUGUCUUCAGCAUGACAGCCUGACCCAGAGUCGACUCAUAAACACAAUUUUCUUUGUUUCUGGCAUCUGCACCAUUCUCCAGGUUACUUUUGGCGUAAGGCUUCCUAUCCUACAGGGGGGUACUUUUGCCCUGGUUACUCCAGUCAUGGCUAUGCUGUCCACGCCAGAGUGGAAGUGCCCUGCUUGGACCCAGAAUGCCAGUCUGGUCAACACCUCUUCACCCGUAUUCAUAGAAGUGUGGCAGACGCGCAUGAGAACACUGCAGGGCUCCAUCAUGGUGGCCUCUCUCCUCCAGAUUCUGGUCGGCUUCUCUGGCCUUAUUGGCUUCCUCAUGCGCUUCAUUGGCCCCUUGACCAUUGCCCCCACUGUCUCUCUCAUAGGCCUAUCACUGUAUGACUCAGCUGGAGAUAGAGCUGGAUCGCACUGGGGCAUCUCUGCUAUGACUGCAGCGCUGAUCAUCCUUUUCUCUCAGUACCUUCGUCUUCUACCACUACCGGUUCCUGUGUAUAGCAAAUCCAAGAAACUUCACACCUCAAACUUCUUUAUCUUCCAGACAAUGCCAAUUCUGCUGGGCAUCGCAGUCUCAUGGCUAGUCUGCUACCUCCUCACCAUCUAUGAUGUCCUACCAUCGGACUCAGUCCAGUACGGCUACUUGGCCCGUACUGAUGUAAAGGGAAAUGUUGUUGGCGAGGCAUCCUGGUUCACAAUCCCCUACCCUGGUCAGUGGGGUGUUCCAGAUGUGAGCCUGGCAGCUGUAGUUGGUAUUCUGGCUGGAAUAAUAUGCUCCAUGGCAGAAUCCGUGGGUGACUAUCAUGCAUGUGCCAGGCUUUCAGGGGCUCCUCCCCCACCAAGGCACGCCAUCAGCCGGGGCAUAGGUGUGGAAGGUCUUGGCUCUUUGUUGGCAGGAGCAUUUGGCACAGGCAAUGGCACUACCUCCUUCAGUGAGAAUGUGGCAGCUCUUGGUAUCACCAAAGUAGGGAGUCGAACAGUAAUUCUCCUGAGUGGAGUUUUGAUGCUCUUGAUGGGCAUACUGGGCAAGAUUGGAGCCAUCUUUUCAACUAUCCCCAUGCCUGUAAUUGGAGGGAUGUUCCUAAUCAUGUUUGGGGUCAUAUCUGCUGCAGGGAUUUCUAAUUUGCAGUUCACAGAUAUGAAUUCUUCUCGGAACAUCUUUGUGUUCGGUUUCUCCAUGUUUUUGGCACUUGUCAUUCCAAACUGGAUCAUGAAGAAUCCUGAUUUUCUUAAAACAAAUAUCAUAGAGCUGGACCAAGUUUUGCGCAUAUUGUGGACCACUCAUAUGUUUGUGGGAGGGUUCUUCGGCUUCUUACUGGAUAACACGAUUCCUGGGACUAAAAAGGAACGUGGCCUCCUUGGCUGGGAUGAAGUACACUCUGAAUAUUCUGAUAACACCGUGGUGUCUGCAGAUGUGUAUGACCUCCCUUUUGGAAUAACUUCUUGCCUCCAGUCUCAGUCUUGGGUUCGUUAUAUUCCUUUCUGCCCAUGGAAGGGUGAAAGACCUCAGCAUAGGUCAGAAGACAACAACAAGCCCCAGAAUCAGGGGAUUGAGUGCAGCACACGGGUUUGAACUUGGAAAAAUGUGCUUUGUGAACAGAUAUUUCUUUGGACUCUGGCUUGAAUACUGGUUCAUG